CGCGAGUGUUUCAUAUCAACUCACAAUUUACAUCAUAACCGAAAAAUAUGCAUAUUAUAUGCGCUUACUAACACACAUUCUGCUAUAUUUAUACGCGCACAUAACCAUUAAUCGUGGCAAAGCUGUUUUGCAGUAGUCAUAUAAAGUAAUUGAUGAAUCUGCUUUUACUUUCAACAAUUCGAUAUAUUUGUAUGUUAUAUUCGGGAGCGCUCUUGACUCGACCUCGUAGACCUUAAGUUUUUUUUUUGUGUCUUUCUUUUGAGAGUAUAGAUUAAAACAAAAACUUGAUUAUCGAGUUAGUUUUUUUUGGUAAAUUUUAUCUUUUCAAAGUUCAUUCCAGUGCAUGUUGUCCAAAUUGAUGGACAUAUAAAGGAAAAAGUGUUGAGCGUUACAGGUGUAACAGUGAUAAAUACGUUUGAAUCGAAAGAACGUUAAAUUUUUGGAUAUAAUUGCACGUCCGUAUGUGCAGUGCAAAAGUUAAUUAAAUUGAGAUCCAACCAUUCGUAAUAAAGUUAAGAUUUAAUAGCUCGACAUUAGCAUAGAAUUUCAAAUUAAAAUUUCUAUAAAAAAAGUUGAAAAGUUCAGACAACGUUGCAUCCGAGGGGAUAUUGAUUAAACAGCACUGCACUGCUGCACUAGGAAACGAUAUAUAAUAUUCUACAAUUUGAGACGCAGUGCUAUUCAAUCGAAGUGAAGUUUCAUGGCGGACACGGACAUUAAUCCUGCUAAAGAUGAAAAAGAACAACAAAGUGAUCCCAUUCAACAUGCAAUGGGAGCAUUCGGUAAAUGGCACAUCCUCACCUGUUCGACGAUAUUUCUGAUGAAAUUUCCGGUUGCUUGGCAUCAACUGAGCAUCAUCUUCCUUGCCCCAUCAUUAAACUUUACCUGUGCAAACAAUUCGAUAGCAAAAUGUUCGGACGAAUGCGUUGAAUACGAUUACGAUCGGUCAAUAUUCACUGAGACAAUUAAGACAACGUGGAACUUGGUCUGUGAACAGGAACACUGGGCUAAUUUCUCACAAACGGUUUUUAUGUCGGGAAUUUUAAUUGGCAGCUUCUUAUUCGGAACACUAUCGGAUAAAUUCGGUCGUCGGUCACCGCUAGUGGCUGCCGUAUUCAUUCAACUAAUCAGUGGAGUUUGCACGUCAGUUAGUCCAUGGUUUUGGCUAUUCUGCCUUUGUAGAUUUAUCACAGCGGUAGCUACUGGAGGAACGAUGACAACAAGUUUCGUUUUGGUAAUGGAAAUAACUGGAGUGAGAUGGCGUGAAUUGAUCUUGGUCCUCUAUCAAAUACCUUUCAAUUUGGGCCAUUUAACUUUGGCCGGUUUUGCUUAUUUUAUCCGUGACUGGCACAAUCUACAAUUUGCCUUGUCGAUACCGUCAGUCGUGCUAAUUUCUUAUUACUGGUUGGUCCCUGAAUCACCGAGAUGGCUAUUUGCCGCCGGUCGUGUCGAAGAGGCGUCCAAACAGUUAGAAAAAGCUGCUCGAGCGAAUAAGCUUCCCGUUGAGAAUAUACAUAAGGACUUGCUGGCCCUAAAGAAAUUGUCAACGGAUGCCGAUGACCACAAUUCGAAGGGCAACAUUUUGGAUCUAUUUCGUACGCCUAAUAUGCGAGCGAAAACCAUUUACAUAUGCUUCAACUGGUUCGUUUGCGGUCUCACCUUUUUCGGUGUUGCUCAAUACGUUGGUCACGCUGGCGGUGACAUAUUCACUAAUGUUGCAAUAUCGGCUGCACUGGAAUUGCCAGGCACGAUUUUGUGCAUCUACACAAUGAAACGAUUCGGCCGAAAGAAAACUUUGAUUUAUGCCAACUGCUUGGCUGGCUUGUCGUUGAUUUUGAUUGCAUUCCUUCCACCGAGUCAAAGUUUAAUAAUCGUAACGUUGGCAUCGAUGGGAAUCAUUGGCAUGAGCAUCUCGUUUCCAACCGUAUAUUUGUAUGCCGGUGAACUAUUUCCAACAGUUGUGCGUAACGUUGGCGUAGGCACUGCUUCGAUGGUUGCCAGAGUGGGCUCAAUGAUUGCACCAUUCGUUGCUGGGCUGUCAUCAACCACUCAUUGGCUACCACCAGUAAUUUUUGGCGUGGCACCCUUGGUUGGGGCACUGUUAGUGCUAUUUUUACCGGAAACUUUGGGUUGUCCACUUCCGGAAACAUUGCAGGAUGGAGAGGAUUUCGGGAACAAGUCGCCUGUAAAGUUCCAGCGUGAAGAUAGUGAGACGAGGUCAUCACAUUUAGUUGAUUAAAUUAUGUUUUAGUGUAUGAAAGAGCCCGUGUGAAUGGAUUAUUCCUAAUCAAAUGUAUGAAUGAGCCAUUUGCAGUGAGAUCGUAAAUUGCAUCAGUGGAAAUUUCUAUGUUGAAGUCGUAUCGUUGUACGAGUUUCGUCGAAUAUUUUUAAAAUCGAUAGUAAUAUCGUUCAACCGUGGGACGUAUACUAUAAGUCUUGUGUGCUUAAAUCGGUGCCGUUACCCUAUAAUAGUAUGAUCGUUUAAGCUGUUGAAGCUUCCGCUGGAGGUCAUACCGUGAUCGAUUUGAGAUCAAGUCAAAAAAAAACAAAAGCUAAUUAAUUAACUGGUACCGAGGCAUGCAAUUGAUACAUGUUGUGAGUUACUUCCUACUACACUUAAUAAACUGCUUUCACAGUACUUACACAGCGGUCAAUGCAAAGAAAUGAUCUCUAAAUUUCUACGUGACAAGUCUAAUUUCACUUGGUGGUUCAAUAUCACACGCUCUCAUGGCCUUGACGAACAGCAAAAGCGCUCAUUAAAAUCAUAAAACCUGUCAGUUCUUCUAAAACUAAUUUUUCACACAGAUACUUCAAAUGUUAAAUGUGUUAAUAUAACCUAUUGCGGAAGGCUAUCAACUGUUAUCGAAAGUCUUCAGGAAUAAACUACAAGAUCUGACUAAUGCGUAUUAUGUAGCAAAAAGCAUGUCGAGUCCACAGAAAUAAAGUAGAAGAUCGAAACUGAAUCUCUUGAGAAUUUGAGUUAAGUAAAGAAGUAACAGAUCCGAUAGAAAUAUCGUUCGCCCUCUGUGAAAGGAUAUUUUGUUGCUCUUAUCGCUGAUCAUGUAGUUGGCUGUAACGAAAUAACCACUUCCAAGAACAGCAGUACUGACACAUUUGCACAUUGCAAGCAAGUAAAUCCAUAAUCCAAUCUAUGCUUUAUCCGAAACAGUUAUGUUAACAUACCGACCACUGAUGCAAUAAAAUUUAAUUAGGAAAUUAGUGUAAUGUCACCUCCCAACAAAAUGAUUUUUUUUUUAUGCUCGCAAAGACUAGCUGUACGUACCUCUGUACAUCGAAUUUACACUUUGUUAAUAAAUACUUAAACCA
Messenger RNA from Bradysia coprophila, 3327 nucleotides. Its product is annotated as organic cation transporter protein-like. The record is from RefSeq and is a predicted model, not a curated record. Gene Ontology annotation, cellular component: membrane. Gene Ontology annotation, biological process: transmembrane transport. Gene Ontology annotation, molecular function: transmembrane transporter activity. NCBI's taxonomy places the organism in Eukaryota, Metazoa, Arthropoda, Insecta, Diptera, Sciaridae.